UUGUAGUUUCAAGAUGGCUUCUGAGGAGCUCCCGUCUCAAUUUGAUGUUGUCAUUCUCGGCACAGGACUCACAGAGUCUGUCAUCGCAGCGGCCUGCUCCAGAGUCGGCCAGAGCGUUCUUCAUCUGGACAGGAGAACCUACUAUGCUGGAAACUGGGCUAGCUUCACAUUCAAUGGCCUCCUGUCAUGGAUUGAGGACUACAAGAAUCAGGAGGAAGUUAAUACCACAGAAUCUGAGCAGGCAUGGAGGAGUCUGAUGGAGGAGGGAGAAGAUGUGCUUCCUCUCAGCUCAGUGGACUCAUCCAUCUCUAACAUAGAAGUUUACUGUUAUGCCAGUGAGGAAGAAGAGAAAGUAGAAGAAACACAGCCAUCGGCCACAAGCAGUGAUGCUGUAUCAGAAGAGACCAAUGAAGCCUCUACUGAAGCUCAAGACACGGCUAUCACUGACGGUAGCACAGAAACUGUGAAGACGCAGAACGCUGAGGAUGAAAUGUCUGAACCAAUACAAGAGCAGCAUGAGAUUUCAGACGCCAGCCAAUCACAAGAGGAGAAAGAGCAGCCGCCAAUCAGCAGCCCAGCAGAUCCACCUGCGGAGGUGAAAAAGAAGAUAACAUAUCAAACACUGUUAAAAGAGGGACGCAGAUUUAACAUCGACCUGGUCUCCAAGUUGAUGUAUUCACGUGGCGCGCUGGUGGAUCUGCUUAUCAAAUCUAAUGUGAGCCGCUACGCAGAGUUCAAGAACAUCGGCCGCAUCCUCACUUGUAGAAAUGAAAAAGUGGAACAGGUCCCGUGUUCACGGGCUGAUGUGUUUGCCAGUAAACAGCUCACUGUGGUGGAGAAACGCAUGCUGAUGAAGUUUCUUACCUUCUGUCUGGACUUUGAGCAGCACCCAGAGGAGUACCAGGACCACUCAGAGAAACCAUUUCGGGACUUCCUGAAGACCAAGAAGCUGACGGAGAAUCUGCAGGACUUUGUCCUCCACUCAAUCGCUAUUGUGCCGCAGGAGACCCUUACAGACGUGGGAUUAAAGGCCACGCAGCACUUCCUGCGAUGCUUGGGUCGUUACGGCAACACUCCCUUCCUGUUCCCACUGUACGGCCUAGGAGAGAUCCCACAGUGCUUUUGCAGAAUGUGUGCCGUGUUCGGAGGAAUUUACUGUCUGCGACACUCCGUGCAGUGCCUGGUUGUGGACAAAGCAUCGGACAAAGUUAAGGCCGUGAUUGAUACACGCGGUCAGAGGAUCAGCUGCAGUCAUUUUGUGCUGGAAGAUUCGUACAUCAGAGAUGAACAGAGACGCAGCACGGCACACGGGCAGAUAUCUCGAGCAGUUCUCAUCACAGACAGAUCGGUGCUGACCUCAGAAUCAGAUCAGCAGAUCUCAUUGGUGACGGUUCCUCCUCUGGAUUCCACUUCACCAGCUGUGAGAAUGGUGGAGCUGUGUUCUUCAUCCAUGACCUGCAUGCCCGGCACAUAUUUGGUCCACCUGAACUGCUCGUCUUUAAAUUCAGCCCAGGAAGAUCUCUCUCCCGUUGUGUCUCGACUGUUCCACGUUCCCAGCGUUCCCGGAGAGGAACCGUCAGAAGAUACGGAGGAGAGCAUCAAGCCCUCGGUGCUGUGGGUCAUGUACUUCAACAUGAGGGACACGUCUGACCUGGACGACAGCAGCUACAGUCUGCCGAGCAAUGUUCACGUGUGCACCGGUCCUGACAGCAGUUUGGGCAGUGACUACUCCAUCAAACUGGCCGAGUCUGUGUUUCAUCAGAUCCUGCCUGACGAAGAAUUCUGUCCUCCCGCUCCCAACCCCGAGGACAUCAUCUACGACGGCGAAGGCCCGCAGGCCGAGGGCGCAGGCUUUGACCAGACUAAUAAUACAGAAGCAGAUAAAAACCAGGCAGAGGAAGAAAGUGCCGCCGUGGAAACGGACAGCUCUGAUCCCGCAGAGAAGAUCGACAGUGUUGCCCAGGAAACUCCCCUGGAAAGCGCUCAGACCCCACCCUCUGAGGAAUAGCCCCUUCACACACCAUUCCUCUCAUCUUCGUAAUUACGCCUUCUCCCAAUGCCCAUGGAGGAGAACAUAUGGUUUCCCCAAAAACACUGUCAUUAUAUCCUGCUUUAAAUCUGUGUCUGCACCGAGCGGGCCAACACGCUGCAGUGCCCAAGAUUGAGUAUAAAUAUGUUCCCGUGUCCAUUACCACUGAAACGACUGUGCCUUUCGUCCGCAUCAGCUGAAUCUUUCUCAUUUUUGUUUGUUGUGUUUAUUGUAAACGGAUUACUUUUUAUAAAACUGGAUGUUCUCCUUUUCUCCGUUAUUGUGUACAUAUGUGUUCACAACUUUGCAUGGUGCCUUUCAUAAGACUGGGUUACUGAAGCUGAAUGAUUUUCAUCAGAUGGAAAGAUACAUUUGAAGCAAGACUAACACAUUCUCACACGCAUUUCAUAUCUGAAUGAUGUAAACAAAAAGUCCCACUUAUCAAGUUCUCUGUAUCAUAUCUCUACACAUUUCAAAACUGCGUCUUGCUAUAUUUGUAUCAUCCAAAAAUGCUUGCUGGGAUUAAAUAUUUAUUUGAAGUAAA
Messenger RNA from Triplophysa dalaica, 2573 nucleotides. It is a transcript of the gene chm, whose product is annotated as CHM Rab escort protein. Lineage: Eukaryota; Metazoa; Chordata; Actinopteri; Cypriniformes; Nemacheilidae. Gene Ontology annotation, biological process: intracellular protein transport; small GTPase-mediated signal transduction; vesicle-mediated transport. Gene Ontology annotation, cellular component: Rab-protein geranylgeranyltransferase complex; nucleus; cytosol. Gene Ontology annotation, molecular function: GDP-dissociation inhibitor activity. Bases 14 to 2008 code for a protein of 664 amino acids. The transcript is spliced from 15 exons. The record is from RefSeq and is a predicted model, not a curated record.